This is a messenger RNA of Brachypodium distachyon (stiff brome), 1685 nucleotides long. Its product is annotated as sugar transport protein MST6. Lineage: Eukaryota; Viridiplantae; Streptophyta; Magnoliopsida; Poales; Poaceae. Bases 74 to 1669 code for a protein of 531 amino acids. The transcript has a single exon. Gene Ontology annotation, biological process: monosaccharide transmembrane transport. Gene Ontology annotation, molecular function: monosaccharide transmembrane transporter activity. Gene Ontology annotation, cellular component: membrane. The record is from RefSeq and is a predicted model, not a curated record.
ACACAAUCCUACGGCAUCGCGAUUUGAGACUCAACAUCGUUACGUGCUUCCUCGAAGACACGACCGAAACGCGAUGGCGGGCGGGGGCGCGGUGGUGAGCAAGAGCAAGCAGGAGUACCCGGGGCGGCUGACGCCGUUCGUGUUGAUGGCGUGCCUUGUGGCGGCCACCGGCGGGAUGAUCUUCGGGUACGACAUCGGCAUCUCCGGCGGCGUGACUUCCAUGGACCCUUUCCUCAGCAGGUUCUUCCCGUCGGUGUACCGGAAGCAGCAGGCCGAUAGCAGCAGCAACAGCAACCAGUACUGCAAGUUCGACAGCCAGGUCCUGACCAUGUUCACCUCUUCGCUCUACCUGGCGGCGCUGGUGGCCUCGGUGUGCGCCGCGUCCGUCACCCGCGUGGCCGGCCGCAAGUGGUCCAUGUUCGUGGGCGGGGUCACCUUCCUGGCCGGGUGCGCGCUCAACGGCGCGGCCCAGGACGUGGCCAUGCUCAUCCUGGGCCGCGUGCUGCUGGGCGUCGGCGUGGGCUUCGCCAACCAGAGCGUGCACGUCUACCUGUCGGAGAUGGCGCCGGCGCGGAUGCGCGGCAUGCUCAACAACGGCUUCCAGCUCAUGAUCACCCUCGGCAUCCUCGCCGCCAACCUCAUCAACUACGGCACCGACAAGAUCGCCGGCGGGUGGGGCUGGAGGCUCAGUCUCGCGCUCGCGGCCGUCCCCGCGGGAAUCAUCACGGUCGGCUCCUUCUUCCUCCCGGACACGCCCAACUCCCUCCUCGAACGCGGCAAGGCCGACGACGCCAGGGAGAUGCUCCGGCGCGUGCGGGGCACGGACGACGUGGAGGAAGAGUACGGCGACCUGUCGGCGGCGAGCGAGGCGUCCAGGGCCGUGAAGAGCCCCUGGCGUGACAUCCUGCGGCGGCAGUACAGGCCGCAGCUGGCCAUGGCGGUCUUCAUCCCGCUGCUGCAGCAGCUCACGGGCAUCAACGUCAUCAUGUUCUACGCGCCCGUGCUGUUCAAGACGCUCGGGUUCGGCGGCAGCGCGUCGCUCAUGUCGGCGGUGAUCACGGGCGUGGUCAACCUGGCGGCGACGCUCGUCUCGGUGUUCACGGUGGACAGGGUGGGGCGGCGCGCUCUGUUCCUGCAGGGCGGGGCGCAGAUGUUCGCGAGCCUGGUGGCGGUGGGGGCGCUGGUCGGCGCCAAGCUCGGGUGGAGCGGCGUGGCGGAGAUCCCGGCGGGGUAUGCGGCGGCGGUGGUGGCGGUGAUGUGCGUCUACGUGGCGGGGUUCGCGUGGUCGUGGGGGCCAUUGGGGUGGUUGGUGCCCAGCGAGGUGAUGCCGCUAGAGGUGCGGCCGGCGGGGCAGAGCAUCACCGUGGCUGUCAACAUGCUCAUGACGUUCGCCGUCGCGCAGGCGUUCCUGCCCAUGCUCUGUCGCCUCAAGUUCGUCCUCUUCUUUUUCUUCGCCGCCUGGGUGCUCGUCAUGACGCUCUUUGUCGCGCUAUUCGUGCCGGAGACCAAGGGUGUGCCCAUCGAGGACAUGGCCAACGUGUGGAAGGCGCACUGGUACUGGAGACGUUUCGUCACCGACGUCGACGAUGCCCAAAAUGGAGACAUCGAGAUGGGCAACAAAAACAGCAGUGUUAAGAACUACGGUCUACGGAGUAGCUUAGAUUCGUAGCAUUUACCGGUGUUCU